AGUCAAUGAAGGAGGGCUAGACCCAAGAUAUUCAGGAAAAACAGAAAUUCCAAUCCAAAGAAAGACCAAUAAAAACAGUUUUUUAUUUUUCCAAUGGUUCCUUCGUGCAAAGUGAAUGGGAUGGAUCAGAGGUGAAAUAUUUGUUUUAUGUGUGUACGAUUUCAACACAAAAUGCAAUUCCAUGUUUUUUCCUUUGCCUCCAGAGACUGUGCUGUGUCCAUUUGCAGGCACUGAGCAUGGAACCACUGGCAACAGGUAUCACACUGAAUUAGUCAAAGGAAAAAUGGGACACUGUUGCAAGAUAAGACAAUUUCAGUCAAACAUCUGACCAUAAAAAGUAUUCUUACUUCUUGAGAAACAAACUCAGCAGACUCCCUACAGAGCAAAGAGAAUGUUUUAUUGUGAAACUUCAACAAACAGGCACAGUGGGAAUAAUUGGGUCCAGUUCCAUUAAGAAGAACAUCAGUGUAAACUAUCACUUGGAUUCGUAAAAUAAAACUUGCACCAGAUUAAACAUGAGGAAGAAGUUCGGUCUUCAUAAAGAACACAUAUCAACAAACACAGGUAGGCUAUAUGUGUCUUUUAGGACCUUCACUUUGCUCUAGGGCCAUGGUUACCUUAUUUACUCUAGUUCAGGCGCAUCAAAAAACAAACAGCGGCUCACUUAAGACAGAUGGAUAACUUUAUUAAUCCCAGAGGGGAAAUUAGGUCAUCAUAGCAGCAGGCACAUUCAAGGCCAAAUAAAAUCAAAGUGUUAGCGCAAAUAUAGAAACAAUAAAGUAAUAUUGUUUCUUUACUUGAUUUUUGUUUUUGUUUUACCUUAGUUUUCUCAGUGGCUUGACAAACUGAAGCUGUUGUUGGCUUGGUUAGCCAUUCAUAUAGCUGUAUGCACUGGGAGUUUGGUACACCAGAGGAGUGUUUGUGUUUCCUUGUUAGCAGAGGAGUUUUGGACUGGGAUGGGCUGGAGCUAAUUGACACAAAUCACAGACAUCAUAAGUUACAAACCGUUAUUUCUUCAUAAUCUGUUGUUGAUUUAAAUUCAUUCUUUAAACGUUUUCAUGUAGAAUUCUUACAUACUGCACCUUUAAAGACAGUCAUUUCAUAUAUUGCCCGUACAGCCGGGAUACGCCUGAUGAAAAACCAGGUGCACCCGGCCGUAGAGCCCCGCCCAUUCCGUUACCAUCACAGCUACUAGCAAAACGCAGCUAGCUGUUAGCUCGCCACUGUUAUGGCGUUGGGAACCAGUCCACCCUGAAAGGUUUGGUCACAUUAAAUAUUAAACUUAAACGCUAUCGGGAAACUGGAGAGACGGGACUUAAAUUCAGGAUGUGCUCAGUCGUCGGGUGUGAUUCAUGGCGUCGCAGUGCGCAGCGGUUCAAGUUACCGGAGGAUCCGGAGAGCAGGCUGGAGUGGGUCCAGUUCCUGUUCGAAGUCAACGGUCAGCGGCUGAAGGAGUCGUCCUGGACCGACAUCACCAUCUGCACUGAGCACUUCACUGACGACUGUUUUAUAAACGUGACUCCGGAGACUGGCACGGUCCGGCUGAAGUUUGACGCUGUCCCGUCACUGUGCAUCAAGUCAGAGCCAGAGGAGCCUCUGGAGAGCCCACAUGUGGAGCUUGAUCAAACUACAGACGUUGCUUAUCAGUGGGACGCCAGUCCUGAAUCAAGUGCAGUGUUGCAUUCUCCGGAUGUUUCAAAUGCGCCUGGUUUUGACCAGUCGCAGCGAAAAAUCUUGCUUGAUCUGAACAAGGAAAGGGCCGCGCUCCUGCAGAUGAAAGGAAAGAUUUCCGUGAAUGAAAGCUGCCUCUUCCAGCUGUUUCGCCGCAAGUGCCCGUCGUGCGGCUUCAAACUUCAGAUGGAGAAGGUCACCUGUGGGCUGCUCAUCGUCUUGAACCUGCGGUGCCUUAAGUGUGACUACAGCUUCCAGUGGAAAAGCCAGGUCAACGCCAUUGUCCCAGCUGCUGCAGAUCAACCGGAAAUGCGAACAGAUGACGACCCCAGUAGCACAGUUUUCUCUGAGAUUGUUACAUUUAGUGACGAAGAGAGUGUUCCCUCGGAGGAAGGCGAGGAGGGCGAUGACGGUAGGGUGAGCUCGGACGGCGAAUGGUGUCCAACGGAGGGAAUUCUGCUGGCUGAAGAGCUCACAAAGGAGUUUGAAGAAGACAGUGAAGAUGAGAGUGAGGGAGACGAAGAAGAGGAGCUGGAUUCCGCGGGAGGCCUCAAAAUCAACGAGCUCUGCACAGAGUGCGGACGCUUCUUCACCAUCCAGAAGCCUCACACGUGUGAGCACAAAAUAAAGCCCUAUUCCUGCAACAUAUGUGGCAAAAGAUGCGUCACCCAAAUUUCUCUGCAGGUUCACAGCAGAAUCCACGACGAAACCUACGAGCAUCCUUGCAAAUACUGCCACAUUACCUUCAAAACAAGGUUGGACAAAUGUAAACACGAGCAGACGCAUCAGGGCUGCAAAGAUCCGUACAAAUGCCCGGACUGUCCAAAGGCGUUCGCGACCCGUAAGCAGCGCAGCGUCCACCUGGCAGGUCACAGAGCCCCGACGGAGUUCAAAUGCGGAGUUUGCGAGAUUGAAUUCAAAGACGUGCAUCACCUUCGGAGACACUCGGUGGUGCACACGGGGCUCAAACCGUACAAGUGCUCGGUGUGCGAGCGCGGCUUCAACCAGUCGAGCCACCUCAAAUCACACCUGCGCCUGCACACGGGGGAGAGGCCGUACAAGUGUCCGCACUGCGACUACAGAUUCAACCACAACGUCAGCCUGAAGAGUCACCUCCAGCGCUACCACUCGUCGAGCUCUGGAGGUGCACGGAAGAAGGGAAAGACGAAAGACAAGGCGAGCGACAGUGGUGACGCCAAGGAGAAUGAGAAUAUGAAAGGCACAGAUUCUGAGUUUGACAAUGUAGAUGAAGAACAAGACACAGAGGAGGAGGUGCAGAAGGAGGUGCAGAAGGAAGGGACUGAUGCACCGAAAAGUAAAAAGAGGAGCACAGGUAGACCCAGAGGAAGACCGAAGAGGAACGCAGCGGGAAAAUUGAUUCCUGCAGGGGAAAAAACAGGCCGGGGUUCAAACUCCAAGACCGGAAAACCGCAGAAGAAGAGAAAAGGUUCCAGUGAACAGGAGAGCGAGGACGAGCAAUCAGACAGUGAAGUGUCCUUCGUCUCAGCUGAAGAGGAAGAAGAAGAAGAGAUGGAGACGGCGAAGAAGAGCACGGGGAGGACAAAAGCAAGAGCAAAAAACAACAGUGACUCUGAUUUUGACCCAGGAGAGGAAACAAAGAGAAAGAAGAGCGCAGGGAAACGUCGAGGCCGACCGAAGAAGAAUCCAGAGGUCUGAAAAACUUCAAAAACUCUUUUACUGUGAAAGGUGCACUAUGUAGUUUUGAAAAAAAAAAACAAACAAACUCAGAAGUAUUUAUUUUCUUGAACUGUUUGAAGCCAGAGAGGUGGCUACUUGAGGAAGGCCAGCAGUUAUAAACAAAGUAAAGUUUAUUAUUAUUAUUAUUAAAUAGAAUCAUAAAAUACCAAUGAUUAAAUGAUUAAAAUUUCUUCUCAAACUACAAAGUGCACCGUUAAAAAUUGAAGUUUGGUUUUCAAACUAAUCCUUCUUGGACGGAUUAACGUAGUUACAUUUUUAGUCCGAAUUCCUUUGCAAGAUAAACAGCCUCGCUCACUUUCACCUCCGAUCAUUUGAUGACACUAAGUUGAGUCGACAUGCAGUUUUGGAGGAUCGGUCAGUAAAGCUUGGGAAUGAGUUCGGGAAAUGUUCUGGAUUCAUAUCUUGUAAUAAUAAUGACAGUUUCAAGCUAAAAACAACAUGAUUCACUACAAGCUGCAUUUUACUGUUUGUAACUUCAGUGAUUUAUCAGUCUGUCAGGAAAUCUAAGAACUUAAACUGCACUUCAUUUCUUAUAUGCCUUGUCCUAUAAAUCACCGUUACACAACAGACUCGAUCAGUGUUAUUGUUCCUUUUUGCACAAUGUCCCCAACCCUAUAAAAACAUCCUGCGUACUUGUUUGCUAUAACCACUUGAUUGUAAAUAAAAAACUGUGAGUUCUCCUCUGAAGCCUGAGCUUCAGAGUGUCCUCAGAGAAUUACGAAAGAAUA
Molecule: messenger RNA, 4118 nt
Organism: Acanthopagrus latus (yellowfin seabream)
Lineage: Eukaryota; Metazoa; Chordata; Actinopteri; Spariformes; Sparidae
Product: myoneurin-like
Exons: 4
Coding region: 1327-3348 (673 amino acids)
Biological process (GO): regulation of transcription by RNA polymerase II
Molecular function (GO): RNA polymerase II cis-regulatory region sequence-specific DNA binding; DNA-binding transcription factor activity
Source: RefSeq, a predicted model, not a curated record